GAAACAGGUCUCACACUGGGUUCUCUUGUUAAACAUUGGUCGCGUGUGUUGGACUCUUGUCCUCCUCCUCCUUCUUACCUGUCCGGUAAGUCGGCUGCUUGUGAAACUUCACCGGAAACUGAAGAAAAACAUGAGACGAGUUCAGCGUCACGUUUACAGAAGUUUUACAGCUUGAAGAGAAGAAGAAGAAGAAGAAGAAGAAGAAGUAGAAGAAGAAGAAGUAGAAAAGGAGGAGGAGGAGGAGGAGGAGAAGAAGAAGAAGAAGAAGAAGAAGAAGAAGAAGAAGAUGAAGCUGUUCUCCUUCCUGCGCUCAGGUAGAGAGCCUCCUGCUGAGAACAUCCACAUCUCCUCUCUGCCUCCCAGCGUUCCCACAGAUCCGGAGCCACAACAAACUGGAGGGCAAGGUGAGGUGGAGGUGUUGGAGGAGAAGGCAGUGAUCCAGACCACACACACACACAGCGGCUCGGCUCCCUCCGUCUUCCUCCAGAAACAAGACAAUGAUCCUGUUUCUGGUACUUACUUUGACCAGAGGGUCCCUGUUCCCGAGGAGGACGGCGAGACGUGCUUCAGCCUCCGGAAGCUGUGGGCCUUCACCGGGCCGGGCUUUCUGAUGAGCAUAGCCUACCUGGACCCAGGUAACAUCGAGUCCGACCUGCAGUCUGGAGCUAAAGCCGGCUUCAAGCUCCUCUGGGUGCUGCUUGGAGCCACCAUCAUCGGCCUGCUGCUGCAGCGGCUGGCGGCUCGGCUGGGCGUCGUCACCGGGAUGCACCUGGCUGAAGUCUGCAACCGGCAGUACCGCACGGUGCCUCGUAUCAUCCUGUGGCUGAUGGUGGAGCUGGCGAUCAUCGGCUCUGACAUGCAGGAGGUCAUCGGCUGUGCCAUCGCCCUCAACCUGCUCUCUUCCAACAGGAUCCCUUUGUGGGGCGGCGUCCUCGUCACCGUCAUCGACACCUUCUUCUUCCUCUUCUUGGACAAGUACGGCCUGAGGAAGCUGGAAGCCUUCUUUGGUUUGCUCAUCACCAUCAUGGCCAUCACCUUUGGAUAUGAGUAUGUGAGGGUGAGUCCGGACCAGGGCGAGCUGCUGAAGGGGAUGUUCGUGCCGUACUGCGAGGGCUGCGGGCCCGCUCAGCUGACCCAGGCCGUCGGCAUCGUUGGAGCCGUCAUCAUGCCUCACAACAUCUACCUCCACUCUGCUCUCGUCAAGUCUCGAGAAGUGGAUCGGUCGAACAGGAAAGCUGUAAAAGAGGCCAACAAGUACUUCUUCAUCGAGGCGUCCAUGGCGCUGUUUGUCUCUUUCCUCAUCAACGUGUUCGUGGUGGCUGUUUUCGCCGAGGCGUUCUACGGACAGACAAACGAGGAGGUGUACAACUCCUGCAAUCAAACCAGAAGUCCUCAUUUGGAUCUGUUUCCUCUGAACAAUGAGACUCUGCAGGUGGACAUCUACAAAGGGGGAGUGGUGCUGGGCUGCUUCUUCGGCCCGGCAGCUCUCUACAUCUGGGCCGUGGGGAUCCUUGCAGCUGGUCAGAGCUCCACCAUGACUGGAACGUACUCCGGUCAGUUCGUCAUGGAGGGUUUCUUGAACCUGCGCUGGUCGCGUUUCGCUCGGGUGUUGUUGACCCGCUCCCUCGCCAUCACUCCCACGCUGCUGGUCGCCAUCUUCCAGGACAUACAGCACCUGACGGGCAUGAACGACUUCCUCAACGUGCUGCAGAGCAUGCAGCUGCCGUUUGCCCUCAUUCCCAUCCUCACGUUCACCAGUUUACCGUCUCUCAUGAAUGAGUUUGCGAAUGGAUUAGUGUAUAAGAUCGGAGGAGGAGUGGUGGUCCUGCUCGUGUGCGCCAUCAACAUGUACUUCGUGGUUGUGUACGUGGCCGCGCUCCAAAGUGUGUGGCUGUAUGUGCUGGCGGCGUUCCUCUCCAUAGCAUACCUGACAUUCGUGGGAUAUUUGGCCUGGUUGUGUCUGAUCGCUCUGGGUGUCUCCUGCCUGGAUCCGACCACGGGGAGAGCGAACGACACGACCAUCCUGAUCGAGCAGCAGCCGGAGUUCGACUCCUGAAUCAAACGCGUGUCCGAGUGUGACGUUCAUUUCAGAAAAGGUGCAGCUGUGAGCGGCCCUCCUCGACUGACCUGUGGUUUUUUAUUUCAGUCACAAACAAUUCAGUACAGUUUGACUUGGUGACAUGUUUACAGGUGUGAGGACAGUUUUUACACAUUAAUUUCACAGAAUGAGACGGAAGACAAAAAGACUGUUGGUGUUUCUGCAUCAUAUUGCAUUAUAUUAGUAUUUCCCAGCAGUCUUUAAGUAUUUUUAAACUCUAUAUUUAGAUGUUUUUGGUGUGUAAAUGAUGAAUAUUUAUUAAGCCUGUCAGUGACCAAAAAAAGCACUUUUAGUGGACGUCAGAGUUGCCACGAGGAAAAUUAUGUUGCAGUCUUUGCAGCAGUAAGUAUGAAUCAUUUACACACCAAAACAUUCAAAUGCAGGACCGAGGAUCGUUCUAGCUAACCAAUAAUUAAUACAUUUGUUUUUACAUUUUUCCUAAAAAUCCACACGUCUCGUAUGAGAGGAUGAGUUUGAAACCACUGACAGAACAAUCUCACUUUUAGAUCAUGGCAGCCUGCAAGCGAGGAGGAUAUUUAAGAUCAAUUAAAAGCUGGAGUUUAAUUUCCCAGUGAAGUCUUGGUCAGUUUUGAGGAAACUGAACUCGGCGUUGUUGCAGAUACUGUGCCGUAUCCGUGCAGUCUUUCUUUCGGCCACAGGGAGGCAGCACGGGGCCACAGAGGCCUCCUUCCUCAGCUACAGUAAAAAAAAAA
Molecule: messenger RNA, 2811 nt
Organism: Acanthopagrus latus (yellowfin seabream)
Lineage: Eukaryota; Metazoa; Chordata; Actinopteri; Spariformes; Sparidae
Product: natural resistance-associated macrophage protein 2-like
Exons: 16
Coding region: 287-2056 (589 amino acids)
Biological process (GO): metal ion transport
Cellular component (GO): plasma membrane
Molecular function (GO): manganese ion transmembrane transporter activity; cadmium ion transmembrane transporter activity; iron ion transmembrane transporter activity
Source: RefSeq, a predicted model, not a curated record